UUUAGUGUGGAGGCACAUUGAGGUCAUAGUUCAAAAGGGGUCAUGGAUACACUGGCUUUAGAGGCGAAGGCAACUGGGCAAGAAAAGAAAAGUUCAGCCCCAAGACCAAGACCUAAACCACCCAAAAAGGCCAAAAGGAUUGUUUACUUUGAGGUAGAAAUCGUGGAUGCCAAGACAAAGGAGAAGCUACUACUCUUGGACAAAGUUGAGCCAACUUCUACUAUUUUGGAUAUUAAGGCUUUGUUCCACAAAUCAAAUCCCCAGUGGUACCCAGCCAGACAGUCCUUACGCCUGGAUCCUAAGGGUAAGUGUCUGAAGGAUGAGGACGUCUUGCAGACACUUCCUGUUGGAACCACGGCCAGCUUCUACUUCUCUGACCUGGGGGCCCAGAUCGCCUGGGGCACUGUCUUCCUAUCAGAGUGUUACGGACCACUGCUCAUCUACUUGAUGUUCUACUUCCGCCUGCCUUUCAUCUAUGCCCCAAAGUAUGACUUUAGCAGCAGCAAGCACUGGGUUGUACAUUUGGCCUGCAUGUGUCACUCCUUCCACUAUGUGAAGAGAAUCCUUGAGACGCUGUUCAUCCACCGAAUCUCCCAUGGUACCAUGCCACUGAGAAACAUCUUCAAGAACUGCAGUUAUUACUGGUGUUUCGCAGCAUGGAUGGCCUACUACAUCAACCACCCCCUCUAUACACCGCCCUACUAUGGGCAACAGCAAGUGAAGACAGCACUCAUUAUAUUCUUAUUCUGUCAGGUCGGCAACUUCUCCAUCAACAUCACUCUACGCAACCUCAAAUGUCCAGGUUCGAAGGUCAAGAAGAUCCCACACCCAACUAAGAAUCCAUUCACCUGGAUCUUCGCGUUGGUGUCUUGUCCAAACUAUACAUACGAGCUGGGGUCGUGGAUGGGCUUCACAGUGAUGACCCAGUGCUUGCCGGUGGCUUUCUUCACCAUCGUAGGCUUUGUCCUGAUGACGGUGUGGGCCAGGGGAAAGCACCGAAACUACCGCAAGGAGUUCCGUGACUACCCCACCCUGCGCUCCCCUAUACUGCCCUUCAUCCUUUAGUCAGAGAGGGGCUGGUUCCACACAUAACUUCACCCCUUUCAGCCCCACUGCAGUAUACAGCUGGUGCUUCUGACUGGGUAGGUUGGAAGGAGUCGUUGGAAUAGUUCAACUACACUGUGACUGGUUUUGGGGAGUUGAAAACCCCUUUUGAUGACUUAAAUGCAGAGGAGUCUUAAUCUGAUGUAAUGUGUACUACCGGUAUCUACUGUACAUGUCAAUGUGUGGAGGCACAAAUUAAUGGAAAAAAAUACACGUGUUUUACUAAAGUGGUGACUUAACUGUCGACUAAACUGUUCUGUUUGGUUUUGUAUUAUUUGUUGCAUGUUAUAGCUUGUCGUUUGAGUCAAGAUUGAACGUGUCAUUGUUUCAAGUAAAUUUAAUCUAACAG
Molecule: messenger RNA, 1453 nt
Organism: Salvelinus namaycush (lake trout)
Lineage: Eukaryota; Metazoa; Chordata; Actinopteri; Salmoniformes; Salmonidae
Product: very-long-chain enoyl-CoA reductase-like
Exons: 11
Coding region: 43-1065 (340 amino acids)
Biological process (GO): very long-chain fatty acid biosynthetic process
Molecular function (GO): oxidoreductase activity, acting on the CH-CH group of donors
Source: RefSeq, a predicted model, not a curated record